CUCUCUCUCCUGGUCUAACGUUGACUACUAAUUUGAUCCAAUUCAAACCCCAAUUCUCUCUCUCUCUAUCUGGUGUCAUCAUUGAUGGAUUAUUACUGAAAGUGGAACCCUACUUCUCUUCUUUUAUCCCUAACACUUUUCAACUAUCUUUUUCAGAAUCAAAGCAGCAGGUGAUAGAUAUCAUUGUAUCCAUGAAUACAUUCUGAGGCUGAGGUCAUUGAUUACCUCUGUGAAAUUUACACUCAACUAUCAAAAAUUGAAGCUGGCAAAUCGUGUCUUAUCGGGUUUAACAGGUCUCUGACGACGCGAAUAACACAAGUAUUAAACAUGAAUACAACUUGUUUAACUACUUUAUUAUAUCUCAUGUCUAUAAUACAAUUGUAUGUUUUAUGUACCAAGAAGAUGAAAUGAUGGAUCGUAGCCUCUUAAUUCUGUUUAUUUUUAGAAAAGUAAAAAACCAAGUAGUGUACUUUUUCAGUAAACAGGUUUAAUCGUGUCUUAUACAGAUAUCUAUUGCCAGCCCAGUAUGUUGUUCGUUUUGGAGCCGAGGGUCUCUCUGGAAGCAGCCUCUCUAUCCCUAGGGAUAGAGGCAAGGUCUGUCUACAUCCCACCCUCCCCAGACCCUAUAGGUAGCUUUGCUAUUUGUGGGAUUUACUGGGUAUGGUUGUUGUCGUUGUUGUUUGUUAAAAAGCUAUUCAUUACCAAUUGUUUGUAUGUCAGAUGUACAAUCUCUUGCUAUAUGCAGCAGACUUCCUAUGUAGAUGCUGAAGACCAACUGUUUGUUAAAAAAGCUAUUGAUUAAGUCCAUUUUAAGAAUGUAACUAAUGGGCCUUGUCUAAUAUUAAUAUGCAGUUUAAAAUAUGAAAUGAAAAUUUAGGUGCAGUGUAGAAAGAAAGAAUCUUAAUGGCUGGAAGCUAUGAUCUUGGGAGCGAAUCUGACGACAAUUUUCAAUACGAAAGACAACAUAUAGAGCCUACUUAUGAUGCCUUCAUAUGCCCGCUUUCGAAACAAAUUAUGAAAGACCCUGUAACCCUAGAAAACGGCCAAACAUUCGCACGAGAAGCCAUUGAAAAAUGGUUCAAUGAAUGCAAAGAAAACGGAAGAAAGCUGGUCUGCCCUUUGACGUUAAGAGAAUUAAAGACGACGGAUAUGAAUCCAAGUAUCGCUUUAAGGAACACGAUUGAAGAAUGGAAUGCCAGGAAUGAAGCUGUUCAGCUUGACUUCACCCGCAAGUCUUUGACUCCUAGUAGUUCUGAAACCGAUGUUUUGCAGGCUUUAAGGUUUAUUCAACAACUUGCUACAAAAAAUGUUUCAAACAAACAUAUUAUUCGUAAUGCGGAGCUCAUACCUAUGAUUGUUGAUAUGUUGAAGAACACAAGCCGUAAAGUUAGGUUUAGAGCUUUGGAAACUCUUAGAAUUGUCGUAGAGGAUGACAAUGAUAAUAAGGAAAUUAUGGCAGAAGGGGAUAAAGUGCGCACAAUUGUUAAGUUUUUGAAUCAUGAACAGUCUAAAGAAAGGGAAGAAGCUGUCUCAUUGCUUUAUGAGCUCUCAAAAUCAGAAUCGUUGUGUGAAAAAAUCGGUUCGGUUAAUGGAGCAAUUCUUAUUCUAGUUGGAAUGACAAGCAGCAACUCAGAAAAUCUUCUGAUUGUUGAGAAAGCCGACAAAAUUCUCGAAAACUUGGAGAAAAAUGAGAAUAACGUAAGACAAAUGGCUGAAAACGGCAGAUUACAACCUCUCUUGACACUUCUUCUUGGCGGUUCUCCUGAGAUCAAACUAUCUAUGGCUUCGUACCUCGGUGAACUAGCACUUAGCAAUGAUGUAAAAGUAUUCGUGGCCAGAACCGUUGGCUCAUCGUUAAUCGACCUGAUUAAAACUAACGAUAUGCAAGCACGAGAAGCCGCCUUGAAAGCCCUAAAUCAAGUUUCAUCAUGUGAAUCAAGUGCAAAAGUGUUGGUUGAUGAUGGCAUACUUUCACCAUUAGUCCAAGAUCUCUUUGCUGGCCCGAACCGCCUUCCUAUGCGCCUAAAAGAAGUGUCCGCCACGAUCCUCGCCAACAUAGUCAACUCUAACUCUGACUUUGUCUCCAUCCCGGUGGGCCCGGACCAUGAAACGCUCGUGUCAGAAGGCAUAAUUCACAAUCUACUCCAGCUAAUCAGCAACACCGGCCCGUCUAUAGAAUGCAAGCUUCUACAAGUUCUUGUCGGGUUAACAAACUCUCCGGCAACCGCGAUCGCGGUGGCUGCCGCUAUCAAAAGCUUGGGUGCCACCGGAAGUUUGGUUCAGUUUAUCGAGGCCCCGCAAAAGGAUCUACGUAUGGCUUCGAUAAAACUUUUACAAAACCUCUCGACCCACAUGGGUCAAGAGUUAGCGGAUUGUUUAUGCGGGCCUUCUGGUCAGCUGAGUAGUUUGUUUAAAGUAAUAGCCGAAGACAUUGCGAGCACUGAAGAACAAGCGGCCGCCAUCGCAAUCGUGGCAGAUGUACACGAAAUGGACGCCAGACUCACGCGACAAAUGAUAGACGAUGGAUAUUUUGGAAUUGUGGUGUCGAGAAUUAAAAUGAUCAGGCAAGGUGAAACAAGAAGAAGCCGGUUUGUAACACCGUAUUUAGAAGGACUCGCACGGGUCCUAUCACGGAUUACGUUUGUUUUAACAGAUGACCCGAAAUUCAUUUCGUUUUGUCGCGAUCAUGACCUUGCAGGCAUAUUCACCGAACUACUUCAAGCAAACGGGGUCGAUAACGUACAGAUGGUUUCCGCUCUCGCGUUAGAAAACCUCUCACAAGAAUCGAAAAAGUUGACGAUAUUACCCGAAGUGCCGUCGCCUGGGUUUUGCGGGUUAGUUUUUCCUUGUUUAAGUAACCAACCUGUGAUGACGGGUGUAUGUCGGGUCCACGGUGGGACGUGUACACAACGAGAUACUUUUUGUCUAAUAGAAGGACAAGCUUUGGCCCGUUUAGUAGCGUUACUAGACCAUACAAACGAUAAAGUCGUAGAAGCAUCCUUAGCGGCUUUAUCCACUUUAUUGGAUGAUACUGUGAACAUAGAAGAAGGGGUGAGUGUUUUAUGCGAAAUCGAAGGAAUAAAACCGAUUCUUGAUGUUUUACUUGAAAAACAAACUGAAACUUUAAAAAGACGGGCUGUUUGGAUGGUGGAAAGACUUUUACGGACCGAAGAUAUUGCUUAUGAAGUUUCUGGCGACCCGAAGGUGACCACUGCACUGGUGGACGCGUUUCGACAUGGUGAUUACCGAACCCGACAAAUCGCUGAACGGGCCUUGAAACAUGUAGACAAGAUACCAAACUUUUCGGGUAUCUUCCCCAAGAUGGGGUAAAAGUUACCCUGUGUUUGUAGUAUGAACUUAUAACAGGUGUUGUUUGUAUUUUGUAUUCUUUAUUGUGCAGUUUUCCUUCUCUCUGCAUAAUCGUUAAAUUCAUUUAGGAGACAUUCUUCAUUGAAGACAAUAAAAUAUAUUCUUUUUUUUUCUA
This is a messenger RNA of Helianthus annuus (common sunflower), 3484 nucleotides long. RefSeq names its product U-box domain-containing protein 44. The transcript has 4 exons. The coding region runs from base 904 to 3330 and encodes 808 amino acids. NCBI's taxonomy places the organism in Eukaryota, Viridiplantae, Streptophyta, Magnoliopsida, Asterales, Asteraceae. Gene Ontology annotation, biological process: protein ubiquitination. The record is from RefSeq and is a predicted model, not a curated record. Gene Ontology annotation, molecular function: protein binding; ubiquitin-protein transferase activity.